Dendroctonus ponderosae (mountain pine beetle) is the source of this 1432-nucleotide messenger RNA. RefSeq lists its product as uncharacterized. Bases 181 to 1146 code for a protein of 321 amino acids. NCBI's taxonomy places the organism in Eukaryota, Metazoa, Arthropoda, Insecta, Coleoptera, Curculionidae. The transcript has 3 exons. The record is from RefSeq and is a predicted model, not a curated record.
CAGUUCGGUUCGGAAUGGCCGCCAUGUUCCUCAUCUGGUUCUCAUGAGCAAGGUGAAUAGUUCGGAUGUUCGAGCAGAAACGUACUCCGAAUAACAAAGUGCGGGAGCGAAUAGUGCUCCGUGUGAUUAGAGCAGAAUUCGCAACUUUUAAUUAAAUUAUUCCUACAUAUAUAAAUAGUAAUGACUACUGAAGAUGAAUACAUUGAUUUCACGGAGCCAGGCGUUAUUUAUAUUACAUCAGCCCACAGGUCGGCUCUUACUGAGUGGACGGUCCCAGCUGUCAAAGCUUUAUUCAAAGUGUUACUAAAGCAAACGCAGCUAUUCGUCCAAAGGAAAAUAGGAUCAAAACGACAAGUUUUCGAUAAUUGUUCGGUAUACUUGAGAUCGAAAGGUUUUAAAUAUACAUCAGCUCAGUGCGAGAACAAAUGGAAAUCAUCGAAAAGACGAUACAUGUCUGUACAUAACAGACUACUAACAGGAGAAGUUCUGAAAAGUUCACCGUUUGAUGAACAAAUAUUGGCAAUCAUCAGUGCCGAAAAGCCUUCAUUCCAACAAGAAUCUGAUGAAUUAUCAAAGGUCAACUUAAACAUCCCUCCGGGAUUCGCCCAAAAACCUGAUGAAAUAAAAAUGAGUCUGAAUGAUGAUGAGGACAGGGCAGAAAGCAUUGAAGACUAUGCUGAUCCAAACGAACAGGGCUAUUCAACGAGCUAUGAAAACUUAGUUGAAUUGGUGUUACAAGAUACGGAUAGCAUAAAUGCAGUUAAUGCCUCCAAAGUAGAGAUACUCAAUGAAGACGAAUGUUUAUCGCCUGAAAAUGACGAUAAUGAUGCACAGCAACCCUGCCAUGAGGAAACUUGGCAGAGUUCUAAUAACGAAGAUAGUGAGUUUAUUACAGAAGUGCGAGAGCUCAGAAAGGCUAUGAAAAGGAGCUUGGACCAUAAUGCACAGCUACUGAAGGCGAAUAAUGCAACUCAUGAGCAACUUCUAAUUACGUUAACCUCUUUAGAUAAAAGGGAAGAGGAGAAAAUGGAAAUCAAAAGGAAAAAGCUUGAGAAGCAGGGCGAACUUUUGCAGCAAGCAAAAAUUAAAAACAGCUUAAUGGCAAAAUUGAUACAGAAGAUUGGAAAUUUCGACACUAGUAAAUAAAUAUUUCGACCAUCUUAUUUUAAAAGGCCGAAUGCGCUUUGAAAAAACGUGCAAUAAUCUAGUUGUUUUUUCCUUGCGAAAAGGGUAUAAAAACACCAGAUUUGAAUGACAAUAAAGUAAUUUAAUGGUUUAAUAAUAUAGGUAUAUGGCUUACAUAACAAAAGGUUGUAACACAAACAAAACAAAAUAAAGGAAACGGGUUCAGUGUUUUUAUCAAAAAUGAGCUUAGUUGUAACUUAUCUAAAGACCACCUCUAUAUUGAGGCGAACGCCCUGCCUAUUCACGU